Molecule: messenger RNA, 3116 nt
Organism: Leptosomus discolor (cuckoo roller)
Lineage: Eukaryota; Metazoa; Chordata; Aves; Leptosomiformes; Leptosomidae
Source: RefSeq, a predicted model, not a curated record
AUGUCAAUGCUUACGCCUGUCCUGCAGCCCCCAGAGGUGAAGGAGUAUCUGUCCAAGGGCGAGCGCUUCAUCAAAUGGGACGAUGAAACAGCAAGUGCUUCUCCUGUGAUUCUUCGAGUGGAUCCAAAGGGCUUUUACUUAUACUGGACCUAUCAGAAUAAGGAAAUGGAAAUUUUGGAUAUAACCAGCAUCCGAGAUACCCGAGUAGGGCGAUUUGCCAAAAUCCCCAAGUGCCAGAAGCUCCGAGAGGUUUUUAACUUGGAUUACCCUCACAGCACCUUCCUGCUAAAGACUCUGACUAUUGUAUCUGGCCCUGACAUGGUCGACCUCACUUUCCAUAAUUUUGUGUCCUACAAGGAGAAUGUUGGCAAGAGCUGGGCUGAGGAUAUUAUGGCCAUCGUUCGGAAUCCCCUCACAUACAACGCUUCCCGGUACACCUUCCUAGAGAAAAUCCUGGUGAAGCUGAAGAUGCAGCUUAACGCAGAGGGGAAGAUUCCAGUCAGGAAUAUUUUUCAGAUGUUUCCUGCAGACAGGAAGAGGGUGGAAGCAGCAUUAAGCGCUUGUCAUCUUCCGAAGGGCAAGAACGAUGCCAUCAAUCCAGAGGACUUCCCCGAGACCGUGUAUAAAACUUUCCUCAUGAAUCUGUGUCCACGGCCUGAGAUUGAUGAGAUAUUUACCUCACACCAUUUAAAAGCAAAGCCCUACAUGACCAAAGAGCACUUGGCAAAGUUUAUCAACAAGAAGCAGCGAGACUCUCGCCUCAAUGACAUCCUUUUCCCGCCAGCCAAACCUGAGCAGGUGCAGAGCCUGAUAGAGAAGUACGAGCCCAGCGGGAUUAACAUCCAGAGAGGGCAGUUGUCUCCAGAGGGGAUGGUCUGGUUUCUCUGUGGCCCCGAGAACAAUGUGAUAGCACUGGACAAAUUGGUGCUGUACCAGGACAUGACCCAGCCGCUCUCACACUACUUCAUCAACUCGUCCCACAACACGUAUUUAACAGCUGGUCAGUUUUCUGGUAUCUCCUCUCCUGAAAUGUACCGCCAGACGCUGCUGGCUGGCUGCCGCUGCGUGGAGCUGGACUGCUGGAAGGGCCGGCCCCCGGAUGAGGAGCCGAUCAUCACUCACGGGUUCACCAUGACAACUGAGAUCCUCUUCAAGGAUGCCAUUGAGGCCAUUGCCGAAAGCGCUUUUAAAACAUCUCUGUACCCUGUCAUCCUGUCCUUCGAGAACCACGUGGACUCGCCCAAGCAGCAGGCGAAGAUGGCCGAAUACUGCCGAACCAUAUUUGGAGAUAUGCUGCUGACAGAGCCGCUGGAAAAAUACCCACUGAAGCCAGGAGUUCCUCUGCCAAGUCCUAAGGAUCUCUUAGGGAAAAUCUUGAUUAAGAACAAGAAGAAGCAAUCUGUAUCUGGGAAGAGGCAGAACUCUUUGAAGAAAGGGAGGAAUGUGGAACCAGAAAUUGAGCAGCCAGCCCCUAUGGAUGCUGAAGAUACUGUCUGGGCAGGUGAUGUGGCUGAAGAGGAACCAGAGGAAGAGGAUGAACAUCUUGGAAACCUGGAUGAAGAGGAAAUUAAAAAGCUGCAGUCAGAUGAGGGCACGGCUGGUCUGGAAGUGACAGCGUACGAGGAAAUGUCCAGCCUGGUUAAUUACAUACAGCCCAUCAAAUUUGACUCCUUUGAAGUCUCUGCCCAGAAGAACCGGAGUUACGUCAUCUCUUCCUUCACGGAGCUGAAGGCUUACGAUCUGCUAAGCAAGUUCCCGGCGCAGUUUGUAGAAUACAACAAGCGCCAGAUGAGCCGGAUUUACCCCAAAGGCACCCGGAUGGACUCCUCUAAUUACCUGCCCCAGAUGUUCUGGAACGUCGGCUGUCAGAUGGUGGCACUCAACUUCCAGACCAUGGAUGUCCCCAUGCAGCAGAACAUGGCUCUGUUUGAGUUCAACGGCCAGUGUGGCUACCUGCUCAAGCAUGAAUUCAUGCGGCGUCCAGACAAGCAGUUUGACCCCUUCUCUGUGGACCGCCUUGACGUGGUGGUGGCAAGUACCCUGUCCGUCACGAUACUCUCUGGGCAGUUCCUCUCGGACCGCAGCGUGAAGACGUAUGUGGAAGUGGAGCUGUUUGGGUUGCCGAGGGACACGAAGCGCAAAUACAGAACCAAACUGACCUCCACUGCCAAUUCUAUUAACCCUGUGUGGAAAGAGGAGGCUUUUGUUUUUGAAAAGAUCAUGAUGCCCGAGUUGGCGUCUCUCAAAAUUGUGGCCUGGGAGGAAGGAGGGAAGUUCAUUGGUCAUCGUGUCAUUCCCGUUAUUGCAGUGCACUCAGGCUAUCACCACGUUUGUCUCCGCAGCGAGAGUAACAUGCCGCUCACCAUGCCCUCCCUGUUCGUGUACCUGGAGAUAAAGGACUACGUGCCCGACGCCUGGGCAGAUCUGACUAUUGCUCUCUCCAACCCCAUCAAGUUCUUCAGCCUGCAAGACAAGAGAUCGGUGAAGCUGAAAGACGGCUCGGUGGAGAGGCUGGACACACAGAGGAACUUCUUACCUGCUGAAACUAACGGGAUACCAGGCUCCACUGGGAAAUUCAGUCUUCCUCUUUCCAACGGGCCUGCAGGAGCGGCGGCGUUCGCCAAGGACGAGAAUGUGACGGAAGUGACGCAGGUUGCAGAGCCUCAGACAGCCAGCCUGGCGGAACUGCAGCAGAUGAAGCUCUUCCUGAAGCUGCUGAAGAAGCAGGACAAGGAACUGAGGGAGCUGGAGCGGAAAGGGAGUAAACGGAGGGAGGAGCUGCUGCAGAAAUACUCUGUACUCUUUUGGGAGUCUGUCUGCUACGUAGGCAAGAAAAGGAUGAUACACGCUAGGAAAACCCAGAAGAAGAGGAGUCUGACAGCAGGUGACGUCGGUACGUGUGCAGAUCCUGUGGAAGUGGCAGAAAGCGUUGAUAGCCGCGUUGUGGAACUGAGAGAGAGGCUGGAGACGGACCUCAUCCACCUGGGGGAGGAACACCACGAUGGGAUUCGAAGAAAGAAAGAGCAGCACGCCACGGAGCAAGUUGCCAAGAUAACGGAGCUGGCCAGAGAGAAGCAGACAGCCGAGCUGAAGGCGCUGAAGGAGUCGUCGGAAAG